Messenger RNA from Helicoverpa armigera (cotton bollworm), 1427 nucleotides. Its product is annotated as U11/U12 small nuclear ribonucleoprotein 35 kDa protein. NCBI's taxonomy places the organism in Eukaryota, Metazoa, Arthropoda, Insecta, Lepidoptera, Noctuidae. Gene Ontology annotation, biological process: mRNA splicing, via spliceosome. The transcript is spliced from 3 exons. The record is from RefSeq and is a predicted model, not a curated record. Gene Ontology annotation, cellular component: precatalytic spliceosome; U12-type spliceosomal complex. Bases 545 to 1096 code for a protein of 183 amino acids. Gene Ontology annotation, molecular function: snRNA binding; mRNA binding.
CACAACGUUUUCUCUCGUAUUUUACCUACAUUGUUUAAUAAAAUAUUACUCUAGUCCAAAAUGUUUCAAAACUUACAGCCGCAGUCGCAUCUCUCUCUGCCAGUGUAAAUCCAGGCAAACUAGAAUUAAGUACAAAUUACAUUUUCAUUUUUAUAUUGAAAUAUAAAAACGUAAAAUACGCGAUAAAACUAUUUGUAGUUUUGACGAAAAAUGUUCACUGCCGCCGUUCAGCAGUACUUUAGUUUUUGUAACAUUUUAGUAUUUUACCUAUUGGCACAUCUGCACUGAAUCCUUUUUUUGGUCUAUGAUUUUAAGGUGGUGAGUCGUGCAAAUAAAUUAUUUAUUCUUAAUAAUUAAUUAUAUUGAAAUUUUGAACUAUCAUUUAAAAUUAUAUAAAUUAGAUUACUGCUGAAUGGUUAGUAAGGUCCAUAUUUACAUUGUAUUCGAGUUGUCAAAUUCGUUGUGAGUUGAGUUGUUUACUUACACACAACGAUUUAUUCAUAAAUACUAGAUAGUACUAGAUUAACAGCUACCAACAGUCAUCAUGGCAAGAGAUGAAAUCCAUUUUAAGAAAUAUGCAACUGACUACGAUCCCAUCAUAAUCGGAUCUAUUGAUGGCACAGACACAGAGCCCCACGAUCGGGCGAUACUGCGUGCACUGCAUUCCGAAUAUAUCCCCAACAAGCUGGUGAAGGGAGACCCUGUCAAUACCCUAUUUAUAGGAAGGCUGAACCCUAGAACUACUGAAGAAACACUUAAAUCUGAAUUUGAUAAAUUUGGAAGGAUAAUUAAUUGCCGUGUUGUGAGAGACAUAGUCACGGGGAAGUCAAAGCAAUAUGCGUUCAUAGAGUUUGAAAACUUGGGAAGUGUGGACCGGGCCCUCAAGGAGAUGCAGAAGGAGUACAUCGACGGUGCAGAGGUGAUUGUGGAGCGUGAAGCAGAGCGCUGCCUGAGGGGCUGGCGGCCCCGGCGGCUUGGCGGGGGUUUCGGUGGCCGAAAGGAAUCCGGACAACUUCGAUUUGGUUGUCAAGAUCGACCAUUCCGAAAACCCAUAAUGGUUUGGCAAAAACGCGAGAAGGGGCCAUCCAGAUUAUGAUGAACUUCCUGAUAGAACACUAGAACGUUGAUUUAUUGAUUAGUCAUGGCAUUGGUAAAGUCCUCACUUUCCACUGUAGCUAUUUAAAAGUUUAUCGCUUUAUAAAAGUGGUACUUAAUAGAGCGAACUUCAUUAAAACACAAUUAAUUGUGCACUUGGACAUUGAAAAAUGUAUGUCGUUAUCUAAAUGGUCAUGAAUGUCAACUGUCGGUCACAAGUGUACAACAUGAGCAGCCGCGACAAACAAUGUGUUAUGUGUGCUGUAAGGAGCUGAAGGGCUGGUGCAACUCAUUCACGCGGGCUGAGGGACUCCUCUCUCUCCUAGAGGCUA